AAUACUUUCAUCAUAAUUUCAAAAUGAUAAAACCUCUCAAGAACCCUGAAAAAUUAAUAGCGAUGAAGUCUCAACUCUUCCCUCUAAUGAGAAGGUCAAGAGGAAUCGCCAACCCUGCUAACUACAAACUCGCAAGGAUCACAGUUAAGAAUAGGUAUAAAUAUGAUUAUGCCGUUGAAGACGGAUUCUUUGAAAAAGAGAUGACUUAUCUUGAAGCAAAGAAAAUGCCAAUUCCACUCCCAGAUUCCUACAGACACAAGAGAUUGCCUAUGGAUGUCUUGUACCCAGUACAUUGGAAUGAUGUCAGAUUUAAUCAUCAUCCAGGUUUCUUCGGUAGAAGAUGCUUCAUUCAUGAUACCUACUUCCCAAAGUACGAUGUUGAUCAUGAUGUUCCUCAUUCUUUGGGACACAGAGAUGAAGAUAUGGACUAUGAAUGCCCAGAUCCAAUAGACCAAAUGCAUUUCAAGAGAAAGAGGUCACAGUUUGUUCAUAUUUUGUUGUUCGUGAUUUGGGCUAGUGCCUUCUUCGGAUACGCUACGGCCGGACUUAAAAUCCCUCAGAAGGACAACCCCUUCUAUUACAGAAAGAAAUUCGCUAGUUCAAGAACAAUGCAUCAAAUGCAGGAAGUUGCAGCUGCAGAAUAUGCUACCACAUAUGAUAGAAACCUGGUUGGCUUCAAGAGAAUGUCUGUCACUGAUAAAGGUCUUGAAUUGCAGAAUCAAGGCUUCAGGUACUACUUGCCUUCAACGAGCGACCUAUAUCGCUAA
Moneuplotes crassus is the source of this 767-nucleotide messenger RNA. The record is from the annotation of a GenBank genome assembly. Lineage: Eukaryota; Ciliophora; Spirotrichea; Euplotida; Euplotidae.